Messenger RNA from Aureobasidium melanogenum CBS 110374, 1458 nucleotides. Its product is annotated as protein serine/threonine phosphatase 2C. The transcript has a single exon. The record is from RefSeq and is a predicted model, not a curated record. Gene Ontology annotation, molecular function: protein serine/threonine phosphatase activity. Gene Ontology annotation, biological process: protein dephosphorylation. The coding region runs from base 1 to 1458 and encodes 485 amino acids. NCBI's taxonomy places the organism in Eukaryota, Fungi, Ascomycota, Dothideomycetes, Dothideales, Saccotheciaceae.
AUGCGAUCAUGGCGUUUAGCUCGCACCAGCAUGCGCCGUGGAUUUGGACUACCAGCUCGACGUUUUUCUGCGAAAACGAAACCUAACUUUUCGCAAACCAGCAGUAAUGGUGUGAGAUAUACUGUCAUCACUGCCAGUGCGAUUGCGGGAGUAGGAGGGAUCUGGUGGUUCACAAAACCCACUCGCGAUACCGUGCCAGUCAUAGAACUUCAAGCAUCCAAGCACACGCUCAACAAACCCGACCUUUCUUCAGAUGAAAUCACCCAAAUACUUUCACAAGAGGCCUAUUCCUUUCUGAUCAAGGGUGUUUCUGGCGUUGACAGGUAUGACGGUACACAACUAGCCUCUAAUGGCAUCUGCGAGGACCGCUUUAUUCAUGGCAAGCUUCCUUCACCUCGUGAUGAUGACAAACCAUGGAUGGCUUGGGCUAUUUUUGAUGGACAUGCGGGUUGGCAGACAGCAGAUCUGUUAGAGAAGCAACUUGUGCCUUUGGUUCAGCAGUACCUGCGUCAGGCCACCAUUGCCUUUGGAGAACAAUCUGGCUACAAGGAAGCAAUUCAGCAAGCCAUCACCAAAGCGUUUGUAGAUCUGGACAGCUCGAUUGUCGAAACAGCACAGGAGACUGCUCAGAGUAAUUUGCCGUUCCAAGAAAAGAUGCAGAAGUUACUUCCUGCAUUUGCUGGUUCCUGCGCUUUGCUCUCUUUAUACGAUCCCGUUACAAGCAAUUUGCAUGUCGCAUGCACUGGCGACUCAAGAGCAGUCCUCGGCCAAAAGAAUUCAGACGGAACAUGGACAGCAACACCCCUAUCCAUCGACCAAACCGGCAGCAACACCGACGAAAUCUCAAGGAUCCAAAAGGAACACCCGGGUGAAGAAAACAUCGUCAAGAACGGCCGAGUUCUCGGAAUAAUGGUCUCACGAGCUUUUGGAGAUGGCCGCUGGAAAUGGCCUGUCGAGUUUCAAAACGACAUGAUCAAAAAGUUUGAAGCACCACCAUUGAGACCAGGAAACGAAUCAAAGACACCGCCAUAUAUAACUGCUAAACCAGUGGUUACAAGUACUGUCAUCGAUCCUGAAACCCCUUCCUUCGUUAUCAUAGCAUCAGAUGGGCUAUGGGAUAUGCUCACCGACCAACAAGCCGUCACCCUAGUAUCCACAUGGCUAGACUCUCAAACACCUUUCACCACCCCCAGUAACUCCACCACAAACCACAAACCCACCUACCCACCCUUCGACCUCAGUCAAAUCUCCCACAACUCAACCACUGGCAGAUUUUCAGAAGAAAGAACAGUCCUCAAAGAUAAAGAAAACGUCGCCGUCCAUCUGCUUCGAAACUCUCUGGGUGGAAAUCAUGCCGAGUUGAUAGGAGGAAGACUUGCAGCUACUUAUCCAUAUUCUAGAGAUUUGAGAGAUGAUAUUACGGUGCAGGUGGCCUUUUUCAAUUGUGAAGGGGUUUGA